Molecule: messenger RNA, 1871 nt
Organism: Panicum virgatum (switchgrass)
Lineage: Eukaryota; Viridiplantae; Streptophyta; Magnoliopsida; Poales; Poaceae
Product: skin secretory protein xP2-like
Exons: 4
Coding region: 538-1539 (333 amino acids)
Molecular function (GO): DNA-binding transcription factor activity
Source: RefSeq, a predicted model, not a curated record
CUGGUAGCCUGCAAGAACCGUGCUGCGAGCCCCUGCUGCAUUGAUUCCUCCUCUGUCUAUUCUCCCGGGACGAUCCUGCCAGCAGCUCGUGGCGCCUGCAGGGAAUCGAUCGAUCAUCCCCGGUUGCGGAACCGGUGGUUGUUGAAUCGUUCUUCUUCGAUCACUGCUGGGGGUUUGUUGCUCGCCCCGUCCGUCUCUCAGCUGUUGCUGGAAUGGAAUAAUCUGUUCCUGUUUCUGUUCUUCUUCGUGCUCAUCUCUCCCUUGAUGCAUUUCUCGUUCUUGGCCUCGUAGAGAUAUCUGUCUGUCCACACCGACCAGAAAUUUGAUCUCGCGGUCUCUCUGUCUCUAGCGCUGUUCUUCAUUGAUUUGUUGUGUGUGGGCACUCUUCACUGCCUUGAGUUCAUGAAGCUGGAAACUCCGCCACAAAAAGCAGCCUGCAUUUACUUGCUGAAUCUGUUUCUCCUUCUGUGACGGAACAAGAAGAAGAUCAUCCAAGAACCCCGGCAGGACUCUCGUCGAUUGGUUAGAUGCAAAGAGAUGGUGCAUGAGCAGAGCAGCGGCGGCCACCACCAUCAGCAGUUGCCUAGGUACGGCAGCGGCAGCGGCCCCGGCGUGCCCACCGGCGUGGCGCGGGCGUCGAAGAAGAACAAGCCCAAGAAGAUCCCGCAGCGCGGCCUCGGCGUCGCGCAGCUCGAGAAGCUACGGAUCGAGGAGCAGAAGAAGAUGGAGGGAGCCGCCGUGCCGGGGCCCGCGCACGGGCCGCACCCGCACGCCAUCGGCGGCGGCGGCCUCGGCCACCUCUCGAUGCACCGUCCGGCGCCGGCGCCGGCGCCGCCGCCGCCGCUCUCGCUGAGCGCCCUGCCGAGGCCGGCCGCGGACGGCGGCGUGCACUGCAGCUUCCCGCCGGUGCUCUGGGACCCGGCGGACCCGAUGCGACACCCGUACAAGAGAAGCAUGUGCCCGCAACCUCCACUUCCAACGGUGAGCACGGGCUUGUCGCUGACGGCGUCGUCGAGCCACCACCCAACGGAGCCCCCUUCAAACCAAAUGUACAGCAGCGGCGUUACCAGGAACAGCGCGGCGGCGCCGGCGCCGGCCGACGAGGAUAGGGACGCGGCCGGCGUGGAUAGGUCAUGGCCAUUCAUGUUCGAGGGCAUGAACGCGGCCGCCUUCCGGACGACAGGCAAAGCUCCUUUCGCCGCCAGGUCGACGAGGGAGGCCGGGUUGCCUGAUGCCUGUCCUGACCUGAGCAGAUACGAGUUCAGAGCAACGAAUUAUUUCAGCACAAAUCCGAGUUAUUCAGACUGGGCAUCAGAGUUUGCUCCCCGCAAGAGCAGCAAGGAGAACGGCUGCACCGGAGAGCCUGCCUACCUCACCUUGAACGCACAGCCUGCUGCUCCCCUCAUCAAGCAGCCCCAUUUGAUCCCGUCGAUUCACCUCCCAGAGUACAGCGACUUCGGCGUCAUGCAGUCUCAGGCAAGUGAAGUUCUGUUGCCAUCUUCCUCUGAAACCUACGAUGACUUGGCGGAGACAUUCUGAUGGAGUAACCUAACUGGUGAACUUGAACAGCAGGGAAGCGUUUCAGCGUCGGCGUCGUCGUCGUCGCGGCCCUUCUACAGCUUCAUGCCGGUCGGGCCGGUUCGAUGCGAGAGACCCCUGAACGAGAUCAAGUCCGACGUGUCUGAAGGCGUCGACCUGGAACUGAAGCUUUGAAGGAGCUCAUCAGACAUCAGCGUGGGCUCCUCCCUCUGUUCCUUCCAGAUAAACAUGGCACCAAAUCUGCAAUGGAAACGACACCUUGUAGAAAAAACCGACCGUAGUGGUGUGUUCAGUCUGUAACCUGAAACAUGAUGUAUCAAAGUUUGCGUUCU